Molecule: messenger RNA, 3213 nt
Organism: Choloepus didactylus (southern two-toed sloth)
Lineage: Eukaryota; Metazoa; Chordata; Mammalia; Pilosa; Megalonychidae
Gene: TARS3
Product: threonyl-tRNA synthetase 3
Exons: 19
Coding region: 98-2506 (802 amino acids)
Biological process (GO): threonyl-tRNA aminoacylation
Cellular component (GO): cytoplasm
Molecular function (GO): ATP binding; threonine-tRNA ligase activity
Source: RefSeq, a predicted model, not a curated record
GCGGUGCGCAGAUUCCCCGCGUCCACCCCUCCACUCUCUCCCUCGCCUCUCCCGGCGGUCGCCGCAGCCGCCACCCAUCCUUAAGGUGGCGGGCGCCAUGGCGGCCGAGGCCCUGGCCGCGGAGGCCGUGGCCUCGCGCCUGGAGCAGCAGGAGGAGGACAUCCGCCGGCUGUGGGCGGAGGUGCAGCGCCUGAGGGACGAGUCUCUGAACGCGCCCGAGCGGUGCCCGGCCGAGGGACUGAGCCUCCCGCGCGAGGUGGCGCAGCUCCGGGCCGAGAACCGCGAUCUGCGCCACCGCCUGUACCGCCUGCGGCUGCGUCUCGCCGAGCAGCUGAACCGCCAGGCGAAGCGGGAGAGCGCGGCGCACGAGGAGGCCGGGUGGGCGGCCGCGGGCGCGCAGCCUCCUUCUGGUGAAGGCCAAGAAAAGAACAUUAUAAAAAAGAAGGAAAGUGGGCCUGACAGUGAGGUGGAAAAGCAACCAAAUUUCAUAAAAGAAAGAUUGAAGCUUUUUGAAACAUUGAAGAAAGAUCAUCAACUUUUACUUGGCAUUUAUGGAAAAAGGGGGAACACAAGCAAGGUGAUCACAGUGAGAUUGGCUGAUGGGAAAACAGUUGAAGGGGAAGUUUGGAAAACAACACCUUAUCAAGUGGCUGCUGAAAUUAGUAAAGAAUUGGCUGAAAGUGCAGUAAUAGCCAAAGUAAAUGGUGAAUUAUGGGAUUUGGACCGUCCACUGGAAGGGGAUUCCAUUCUAGAGCUGCUUAUGUUUGAUAACGAGGAAGCUCAAGCUGUGUACUGGCACUCCAGCGCACACGUCCUCGGGGAGGCCAUGGAGCUUCACUACGGGGGCCACCUGUGCUACGGCCCCCCCAUCGAAGAUGGAUUUUACUAUGACAUGUUCAUGGAAGACAGAGCAGUGUCCAGCACAGAAUUAUCAGCACUGGAGAACAUAUGUAAAACCAUCAUAAAAGAAAAGCAACCUUUUGAAAGAUUAGAAGUCAGCAAGGAAACUCUCCUGGAAAUGUUUAAGUAUAAUAAAUUUAAAUGCCGCAUCCUGAAUGAGAAGGUGAACACCCCGACCACCACUGUUUACAGGUGCGGUCCACUAAUUGACCUUUGUAAGGGCCCACAUGUAAGACACACUGGACAAAUAAAAACCAUAAAAAUUUUCAAGAAUUCCUCAACAUAUUGGGAGGGCAAUCCUGAAAUGGAAACUUUGCAGAGGGUCUACGGGAUAUCCUUUCCUGAUAACAAGAUGAUGAAAAACUGGGAAAAGUUCCAAGAGGAAGCCAAGAACCGGGAUCACAGGAAGAUCGGGAAGGAACAAGAACUUUUUUUUUUCCAUGAUCUGAGUCCUGGGAGCUGUUUUUUCCUUCCCAGAGGAGCCUUCAUUUAUAACACGCUUAUGGAUUUCAUUCGAGAGGAAUAUCACAAAAAUAACUUCACGGAAGUAAUCUCUCCCAAUGUGUAUAACAGUAAACUCUGGGAAGCCUCAGGCCACUGGCAGCAUUACAGUGAGAAUAUGUUUACCUUUGAUAUCGAAAAGGAUACUUUUGCCCUAAAACCCAUGAAUUGUCCAGGGCACUGCCUAAUGUUUGCCCAUCGUCCACGAUCUUGGAGGGAAAUGCCUAUGAGAUUAGCUGAUUUUGGAGUUCUUCAUAGAAAUGAACUGUCAGGGACUUUAAGUGGCUUGACCCGGGUUAGGCGCUUCCAGCAGGAUGACGCUCACAUCUUCUGCACAGUGGAGCAGAUUGAAGAAGAAAUAAAGGGGUGUUUACAAUUUUUGCAACACGUUUACACAACAUUUGGCUUUUCCUUUCAAUUAAAUCUGUCGACAAGGCCUGAAAACUUCCUAGGAGAGAUUGAGAUCUGGGAUCAAGCUGAAAAGCAAUUGCAGAAUAGCUUGAUGGAAUUUGGAAAACCAUGGAAGAUGAACCCAGGAGAUGGAGCAUUUUAUGGUCCUAAAAUUGACAUCAAAAUCAAGGAUGCUAUUGGCAGAUACCAUCAAUGUGCUACAAUUCAGCUGGACUUCCAACUACCUAUUAGAUUUCAUCUCACAUAUGUUAGUAAGGAUGGGGAUGAUAAGAAGAGACCAGUGAUCAUUCAUCGAGCCAUUCUGGGGUCAGUGGAAAGAAUGAUAGCCAUUCUCUCAGAAAACUAUGGGGGAAAAUGGCCUUUCUGGCUUUCUCCUCGUCAGGUAAUGGUCAUCCCUGUGGGGCCAACUUGUGAAAAAUAUGCACUUCAGGUAUCCAAUGAAUUUUUUGAAGAAGGAUUCAUGGCUGAUGUUGACUUAGAUCAUAGUUGUACACUAAAUAAGAAAAUACGAAAUGCACAGCUGGCUCAGUAUAAUUUUAUUUUGGUGGUUGGAGAAAAAGAGAAGAUAAACAAUGCUGUAAAUGUUCGAACAAGAGACAACAAAAUUCAUGGAGAGAUUUCAGUAACUUCUGCCAUUAAUAAAUUAAAGAAGCUCAAGAAAUCACGUACACUAAAUGCAGAGGAAGACUUUUGAAGCCCUUUGCUUGUCCUCACUUCUAAAUAACCUUGUUCUGAUCCUUGCAAUGUAUUUUUUUUAACCAAUUAGCAUGUUAGGACUUGUUCUGAGAACUUUGAACAAACAGAUGAAAGGAGACAGGGCACAGUGAGAAAGGAGUGGCUGAGAUACACAAUGUAUAAUUCACUAUUGUGCUCUGAGGACAGUAAGAGGACGAGCCUGGGGGAAUUUUCAAGAAAUCAAUGCCUUGAGGGAUUUAAGUAGGGAAAUGUUAUUCAUUGAAAUGAGGAAAUACUAGGAAAUGAGAAUUAUGAGAUGUUAUUGCUAAGAUUUACUUAUGAUUUUCAAAAAAUAGUUCUCAAAUAAAAGUCUGCAAAGCUUUUUUGAAUAUGGAUAUAAACUUAUUUUUUAAUACCACUGUGUCUCAGGUAUUUGUAUAGUUAAGUUCACACUGUAAAUUAUCUCCUCAAAAUUGGAAUCAUUAUUUAAUUUUUUUAAACCAACAACCAGAGAGGAAGGUGUUUUUAAAUAUUAGAUUGCUAACAGAAGACUCUGAACCUCUAACAAAUUCAGUGUUGUGGAAUCUACUAUUGUUUGCCAUGUAGGUUAAGAGUUGCAAUUUUAAUGCUUCUAAUUCAUAACUGAGCUUUGUUCAUCUUUAUAAAAAUUAAAUUCCCAAAUUAAAUGCAUCACACAAUGUUUCCAAUGGUUCAAUUAGGGCUAUG